Leptopilina heterotoma is the source of this 2798-nucleotide messenger RNA. RefSeq lists its product as uncharacterized. NCBI's taxonomy places the organism in Eukaryota, Metazoa, Arthropoda, Insecta, Hymenoptera, Figitidae. Bases 60 to 2792 code for a protein of 910 amino acids. The record is from RefSeq and is a predicted model, not a curated record. The transcript has 2 exons.
AAAAAUACAAUUCAACAGUUGUUGUUCUCUCUUCUCCAGUGUUAAGAAGUAAAUGAAAAAUGAAAGUUAAAGUGAAGAAAAUUUUUUGGUUCAUUUUUUCAUUGGUGUGCAUCAUCAUUGAAGCUGAUGUUAUUAAUUGUAAUACAGACUCGAAGAAAUUGGACGAUAAUCGUUUGGUAUUAAAAUUUUAUAAAAAUUCAACAUUGUCAAUAACUGGUUCUCUAUUAAAACUCUCUGAUAUACCAUUUAAAGAGGAGAGAAUAAAUAAUUCAAUGCCAAAUAUAGGUCAAAUUAUUAAAAUUUUUGCUACUGAAAAAUUAAUUAUCGAUUGUGAUAUAAAUGAAAUUGGUGAUGAAAUGAAUAUCGUUUUUAUUGCUCCACUAUGUCAAGUAGAUGGUUUGAGAAUAAUAAAUUUAGAUGGCAAUUCCGCUGCAGUUAAUCAAAUAUUAAGCGAAAAAAAUGGCACUAUUAAUAAUCAUUCUAAUAAUCAAGGGGAAAAUCAAAAAUUAACAAACGGAAAUGGUGGUAAUUUCUAUGGAAUUUGUCAAAAUUUCAUUAAUGCCGAGAAUCUUUCAAUUUCUGCCAAUAAAGCUGCCAGCAAAUUCAUUGACAAAAAUGGCACCAAUUUUUCAAAAAAUGGCAAAAAUGGCACCAAGGAAAAUUUUGAGUGUUAUUAUGAUAGUGAAAAAACUGUAAAUGGCAAAAAUGGCACUCAAAAAAAUUUCAAAUGCCAAAAUGGAACGAAUGGCAAAAAUGGCACUCUAGAAAAUUACAAAUGCCAAAAUGGAACGAAUGGCAAAAAUGGCACUGAAGACAAAGGAAAAUGCAAAAAUGGCACUCAAGAAAAUUUCAAAUGCCAAAAUGAAACGAAUGGCAAAAAUGGCACUUUUGAACAUAAAAAUGGCAUUGAGGGACUCGAACCAACAGCAAAUGUACGAGAAGGAGAAAUAAUUAUUAUAAUUUUGGAAAAUCCGGAAAAAAAAUAUCCAAAAAUGUCCCCUUCGAAUUUUUCCCACGAUUUUCAAAAAAUGGACAAAUUCAACUUUCUUCAAGUGUUGAAUGAUUUUAAUUUCUUCGCUCAAUCGUCGUAUUUUCUCAAUUCUACCAAAAAUAUAACAAAUUUUCAUAAUUUUCAUCAAAAUCUUCUGAAAAAUGUAAAAAAUUUCUCUCCAAUUCUCCAAUUUAUCGACGAAUUUAUCAAUUUGGAAAAAUUCUACUAUCGUUUCAAUGAAAAUCGUUCAAUUAUUAUUGAUUCCUAUAAAUCGCUUCAAGAUCGUCUGAAUAAUUACAGUGGUGACAAAAUUGAAAAACAAAUUCCAAACGAGGAAAAUAUUUUAAAACAUCUCAGUGAAAAUUUAUCCGUAAGAAUUGAAAAUUUAACGACAAAUUUCCAAACUGAUGAAAAUUUAAAUCAACUUGUAAAAAUUCUGACAAAACGAAAGGAAAAUCGUGAAAAAGUUUCACAACUUCAAGAAGUAUUGUCGACAAAAUUAUUUCUUGAACAAAAUUUUAUCCGAAUUAAAAAUUUCCUCUCCAAUGAAGUACAAGGGAAAAUCGAUAAAUUCACAAAAAAUGUUAAUGAGAAAAUUGAUGAUUUAAUUUGUAAUUUGGAUGAAAAUAAUAAUUUAAAAAGUAGAAAACAGUUGGAAAAUUUAAUUCAAGAGAAAUUUUCAUUGCACACAAUUUAUUUAAUAAAACUUGCAAUUGAAUUCACGUUACCAAUGGUAUUUAUUUUAUUUUUUAAAAAUUUUUAUCAAUUUUCAAAUUCUAGGGAAAAUUUUCCCUUUAAUGAUGUCGAAGAAUUUUAUGAGAAUAUUUAUUUAAAUUACAAUAAUUACGCGGGGAGACGUAUUUUAAUUCUAGCGGAGCACAUAAAUUUUAUUGAUGAAAAGAAAUUAGAGAAUGGAAAAUUGAGAGAAUCAUUAGGCAGUCUUAGGGGAAAAUUGAUGAAUCUUUUUAAAAAUCUCACCUCAUCGUAUUGGAUAAAGAAGGAAAUAUUUAAAUCGGAAAUUGAAAUUCUUUUAGGCGAAGAGAGGAAAUUGAAUUCUUUAUCUGAAAAUAAUAAAAUUUCAUUAGAUAUUAUUCAAAAAUUGAAAAUUGAUUUAAAAUUUGCACAAAUAUUUGGUGAAUCGUAUAAACAAUUUUUAAACAUCACUGAAAUUCAUAAUAUUAUUAAUAAUAUGACGGAUAAAUUUGAUUAUAUAGAAGAAAAACAGCAAAAAUUGUAUGAAGAAGUUUUUCCCGAUUUAAAUACAUUGCGAAAGGAAUUUUUAAUGACAGAAGAAUUUUUACAAUUUGAUGAGUCAAAUCCAAGAAAUAGAUUGUUAAUUUUUGUCUCUGGUUUUUUGAAUGAAAUUUACAUGGAGACAAGUUCAGUUAUUUUACGUGAUUGGCAUAAUGGUAGUUAUGAUAUUUUUUCGAUUAAUCUGAGAAAAACAGCAGAGGAUAUACAAGAAAUGUUGUUAAAAUUGUUGGGAAUGAGAAAAAUAGCUAAGGAUAAAAAUCACAUGGCUAGUGAUCCAUUGAUGAAUUAUAAAUUAUCGUUACUGACCUUAUAUCAAGAGGAUAAUUAUAUUGUGGAUUAUUAUUUGAAAAUUUUGGCAAAAUUCAAGGAGAAUAAUUUUUAUGACAAAGAAUUUUUAAUAAAGAAGAAAAAUUGGAGUAAAAAUUUCCUCGCGGACAAUUGGGGAGAAAUUUUUGAUUCAACGAUUGAACAAAUUGAACGUAAUGUUGAUGUGAUGAUUCGUAAAAAUGUAACCGAUAAAAGUGGGGAUAAAAUAAAAAAUUUGUAAAAUAAA